GUGUUUCAGGCUGGCUGAGGCCUACAGCUGACACAGGUACGGUUACUUCUGAAGUUUAUACCAAAGUUUAGACAAGACUCAGUGCAACCAGUGGCGCUCUGUCAAUCUCAAGUGUGCAAUAAUAACUUUCUGUUGAGAGGAAAGAGUUUUCUGCUGGUUGUACUGAGCUGGAAAAGAGACUCUGAGUGACUUCCUUCUUUGAGCUGGACGCACACCGUCUAAUUCAUGUUAUGGCGCCUAGCACUCCAUGCUGGAACAAGAAUGUCCAGGAAAUGUUGUGCCUCUGUCUUCAACAACUCGAGCUUUUGAAGAAAUGAAAAAUAUGUUGGGAAAUCACAUGUGAUCAGCUUUUGUCAUUGGCUGGAAGUUGAGUUGCGAGUAAAAAUGAGUCACGGAGGACAAGAAAAUCAGGGGACGGGGCUGAGAGACGUCUUUGACAUACUAGUUAAAGCACCUCCGGAGCGACUGCUGAGCCUGACGUUCCAGCUGGGUGAGUCUCCUGAAGAUAAUAUCAUACACGCCUUGUGUCUGAUCGUUCUCCAGAGGGAGGCGCAGGCCCUGGACAAACUCCAGACGCUGAGGGACAACUACCUCGCUAAACAUCUGGCUGAAAAGUGGCAGAUGAGCGGAGGUAAAUUAGAGGAUUUUGCCAUUCAUUGCGGCCAUUUCCAAGAGUUUACACGGGAAUCUUUGGCAGAGCUGGCUCGCAUUUUCAAAUUCUUAUCAGAGCACAGGCUGUGUGAUCCACUUCUGAGAAAUCUGGCCUAUAAGAGAGCCGUUUCCAGUGACGACCAAAACAGGAGCAGUUGUGAGUAUCUGGAGUACGAUCCACUCAGAGAGGAAGCUAAAGUUGUCUGUGGGCCUCACUUUGAAGAGAGCAUGUGCUCGCCGGCAGACCCCAGGUCAGCGUGUUCCUGUGAUCCUCAUGGCAGCCUGGAUGAGAGAAGCACAACUUUAAAAGUGGGGCUGUCCCACGAUCAGUCAGAGAGAGCUCGCAGUCUGCCCACCCCACUGCAGGCGAGUUCCUCAAUGCCCUCAUACCCCACUCAUCUAGAGAUAAGUAUGCCUCCAACAGCCUCAUUUCACGAAGACAAAAGCACCACAGAAACAUCAGAUAUAUCCAAGCUAAACACUCCCGCCGCACUUGUUAGUGGAUUUGAAUCAAAAAAUGCACCUGAGCCAUCUCAGACAUGUGAGGAGCCUGAGCUUAAACCCAAUGAACCUCUGAUGUCUGGAGCAAAGACACACUCAAGGAUGGAGGGAACAUUUCCCAGCUUUAAGUUGGACAGUCUUAUCGCUCCAACCCAAACCACCAAACCAACCGCUGAGCCAAAUUUUGCGCUGCCUACUGCAGCAAACAUUGUUCUACCCAAGAUGCCUGCUGCAAACAAAAUGCAUGAAAGCAACGGUGCUGAAGAGGAAGACGAGGCGAUAUUCUAUGCAUUCGUCAUCUUGCAUGCGCCGGAGGAUGCAGAUAUGGCCGAGAGCAUGAGGGAAAAGCUGGAAACGGUCAUUAGUAGCGAAGGUGCAACUUUCUCAGAGGACUUUGCCACCCCUGGAAAGAGCACUCUGAGGUGUGUGGAAGAUGCUAUCAACAACACAGCCUUUACUCUUCUGCUGCUCACCCGCAACUUCAACACUCGCAUGCUGGAGAUGAAGACAAACUCUGCCCUCAUCAACUCCAUAAACAAGAAGCACAAGUACAACACUGUCAUCCCUCUGCUGCCACGAGAGAAUUGUAUGCCCAGACAGAGCAUCCCUAUAGUUUUGCAGACAAUAGUUCCGCUCGUCGAAAACAACAGCUUUGAGAGAAAAAUACAAAAGUCACUGUCUCCAGCAAGGAUUAAGAGACAGAAGAAAAUCUGGACUGAAGAGCAGAUGGUGAAAAUGCAGAUAGAGAGACAGGAGAGACUAAAGCAAUUAAACCAGCAUCAAAAGCAGCUGAUGAAAGAGUGUGCAUCAGCAGAGAUGGAGCACCUCCGGCUUUUAAUGACACAAAACCUUUUUCUUGGUUCCACCGUGCCUCCAGAGCAGGUUGGCGGUGACAACAGGGCUCUCUGGCCACGAAACAUUCAUAUUGAAAAUGCCAAGUACAUUAUGAUUGGCAAUGACUCUCAGAUGACCGUGGAUUUGGGUGGAGGCGCAGACAAAGACGAUUCAGUUUGCGGAGAGGAGGAGCUAUAAGCUUAAAGGUGAAAAUGUGAUGUUGUAUGAUAAUGUGGUGGGAACGAGGCGGCAUGCAUUUGUCGAGCCAGAGAGAAAUUAUGUUUUUCUGAACACUAAAAUGUAAGAACCACUGUGGGGUAUUCAUUGUUUCACUGUAUUUAAACCUGCUGGGCAAAGACAAUUCAAUAAAACUGUCAUAAGAGCAGUUAAGGGCCAUCUUUGUGAUGUGAGAGGAUUCUGUAAAGAGAGUCUGCUAAAGAGAACCAGCGUUUCAGGUGAAUAUUUAGCAGAAGACUGCCAUCUACUGACAGAUAUGUGGUAUAUACUUCCUGAUCUCAUGAGCUGCAUGAACCCACUGUAGGCACUAGGGAGCAAUGCUGUUUCACUCUCCUCAUUGCCCUUCACAGGAUCUUGGGUGUGCACUGUCAUCCAGUAACACCCCUGCUCUGGUGUCCUAUCUCAUUUCUCUAUUUUCCACAUUGUUACAAAUGUGUUAUUCCUGUCAGGCUGCCUAUAAUACUUCGGGCUGAAAAUGAGGACAGACAGUGGCACAAGCAACCUGGGGAGCAGGGACAGGUAAAAACCCCUUCAAUGACACUUCAUUUCCUGUAGUUUUUUCUUGUAUCGUUAGUAUCUGUUCAUUUUUGUUUAGGUUUUUUUUUCCUCAUGCGUGGUUUUCUGAUGCACUUUGUAACCUUGUAUGUGAAAGAGCUUCAUGAAUAAAUGUUUUGUCUAAUUCUCA
Molecule: messenger RNA, 2908 nt
Organism: Chelmon rostratus (copperband butterflyfish)
Lineage: Eukaryota; Metazoa; Chordata; Actinopteri; Chaetodontiformes; Chaetodontidae
Gene: ticam1
Product: toll-like receptor adaptor molecule 1
Exons: 2
Coding region: 385-2184 (599 amino acids)
Biological process (GO): positive regulation of myeloid dendritic cell cytokine production; TRIF-dependent toll-like receptor signaling pathway; positive regulation of natural killer cell activation
Molecular function (GO): protein kinase binding
Source: RefSeq, a predicted model, not a curated record